UCCAUUGAUUGCUAAAUAUUUUCGUAUUUCUAUAAUCUCAGAGUUUCUUUAUAUUGGAGUAUCAGCAAGGCAAAUACAACAGAGUCAGAAUUCAGAAACACCAUCUUCUUCCAAAACUAUUUAGGACCCUCCUUCCCUUCCUCUCUUUCCCACACAUCUCCUCUUUGGAAUCUGGCUUUUUGAUCCAAAGCCUUGAAACCCAGAUACAGAAAAUACCUUUGGAAAUAAUUUUUGUAUCAUCUAGAAGAUACCCAGAUACAGAGAAGUUUUUUUUUUUUUGGUUUCCUUGAGGGAUUGAUCUCUGGGCAUAGAUCAAAGUCGUCUACGUUAAUUUGUAUUGGCCUCACCAUGGGGAAAGGUUUGACAACAUUGUUGCUUUCCUGUGUUCUGUUUUCUCUAUGUGCCUCAUCAUUCGCUCAAACCUGCAAGAGCUAUGCUUUCUCUAGCAACAAGAUAUUCACCUCAUGCCAAGACCUUCCUGUAUUGAGUGCUUUCCUUCACUGGAGCUAUGACCAAUCAACCAACAAGGUUGAUAUUGCGUAUAGACACACUGGAACCUCAACUUCGAGAUGGGUUGCUUGGGCCAUCAACCCUACAGGAACAGGAAUGAUAGGAGCACAAGCCCUUGUGGCCUAUCAAAACUCCAGUUCAGUCAUGCAUGUAUACACAUCCCCUGUGUCUGGUUAUGGAACUACGUUGGCAGAGGGUGCUUUGAGCUUUGCGGUUUCAAAUCUCUCUGCAACAUUUGAGAAUAGCAAUGAGAUGACGAUAUUUGCUACACUGGCGCUUGGUAGCGGCAUGACAACGGUGAACCAAGUCUGGCAAGAGGGUCCUCUGAGUGGAGACAGUCCUAUGAGCCAUGAUACCGCCUCAAGUUCAGCAAAUAUGAAAUCAGCGGGCUCUCUGGAUUUUCUGAAUGAUCAGGCGACAACCUCCGCAGGAGGCGGACUCACUUCAAGGCAACGAAGACAGAAUGUUCACGGAGUACUAAACGCGGUUAGUUGGGGCACUCUGAUGCCCUUGGGAGCCAUGAUUGCUAGGUACCUAAAGGUGUUCAAGUCAGCAAAUCCUGCAUGGUUUUACCUGCAUGUUGCUUGCCAAACUUCUGCCUAUGCUAUUGGGGUUGCCGGGUGGGCAACGGGUCUAAAACUAGGCAGCGAAGCCUCUAGUGUUAUUCAGUAUGAUACUCAUAGGAACAUCGGCAUAACCCUCUUCUGCCUUGGAACACUUCAGGUGUUUGCCCUGCUUUUGAGGCCAAAGAAGGAUCACAAAUACAGGUUAUAUUGGAACAUCUACCACCAUUCUGUGGGGUAUUCUGUCAUUAUCCUAAGCAUCAUCAACAUCUACGAGGGAUUAGAUAUCUUGGCCCCAGAGAAGAAGUGGAAGAAGAUAUAUAGCGGAAUUCUGAUUUUCAUGGGCGUCGUUGCAGCUAUAUUGGAAGCUUUUACUUGGUUCAUUGUUAUCAAAAGAAAAAGGACUAGCUCUGAGAAAUACCCCGCGUACGGGAAUGGAGUGAAUGGCGGUAAUGGCUAUGCCGCCAGAACAGAGAAUGGGGUGUAGUUUAUACAUCAGAAAGACUAGGCUUUGUGUCCCCCUAGAUGCCUCACUAGCUUGUUUUUGUAGGCUUUUACACCAUGGGUGGGGAUAUUUGAAUGUCACGUAUGUUUGAGAGAGUUUAGUACCUUCGCUUACUUCAUUUUUUCUUUCACUUGUAGCCAUUUAUGAGUAGCUCGUUGCUUGGACAUUCAGUGUGUAAUUCUUUACUGUAGUAUAUAUAGAUGGGCUUCAUGUUUAUUAUA
Alnus glutinosa is the source of this 1799-nucleotide messenger RNA. Its product is annotated as cytochrome b561 and DOMON domain-containing protein At5g47530-like. The coding region runs from base 349 to 1560 and encodes 403 amino acids. The transcript is spliced from 3 exons. The record is from RefSeq and is a predicted model, not a curated record. Lineage: Eukaryota; Viridiplantae; Streptophyta; Magnoliopsida; Fagales; Betulaceae.